AUGGCUAGCGUAACAGUUGCUCUUAUAACGAUCUCUUGUUUAUUGACUCCGACGAUAAUAUCGGCGUCAGGAGAUAGCUUGCAAGAUUUAAUAUCUAGUGGGAACUACGAGUUUAUUGACUUAAGUCAUGCUUUCAAUAAUUUAACUAGCAGUUUUCCAGGCAUACUAAAGUUUAAAUUUAUUAAAAAAUCUGUAAAUCCUAGUGGUGAUAAGUCAGCUUGGUAUGCAGCUAACGAUUUCGAAACAGGGGAACAUGCAGGCACACAUAUCGAUGCGCCCUAUCAUUUUUACGAACAAGGAAAAUACGUUGGAGACCUGCCUUUGGAAAGACUGAUCGUGUCAUUAAGAGUAGCUGAUGUCACUUCAAAAGUUAACGGAAAUGCUGAUUACGUGUUGUAUAAAAAAGAUUUGGACAACCUGUUAAAUGAAACAUUCGAUAAACCUUGUGUGCUACUUUUUAAAUUUGGUUGGAGUCAAUAUUUUAAUGACGCACAGAAGUACUUUGGUUUUGAUGGCACUAAGGCUAAGUUUCCAGGUUUGAGUACGGAGGUGGCAGAAUGGAUAAUAACGAAUAAAAAUAUUCUUGGUGUUGGAGUUGACGGUCCGUCGGUUGAUCCUGGCCCUUCAACAGACUUCGCAGUUCAUAGAAUACUUUCUAGAGCAGGAUUGUACAAUUUGGAGAAUGUUAAUGUACAUGGACAGAUCAAUGAAAAAAAAUGUACUGCCUUGGUGUUACCAAUGAAAAUCGAACACGGCACAGGUGCACCUGUAAGACUUGUGGCUGUUUGUCCUAAAGUGACACUAUGA
Messenger RNA from Arctia plantaginis, 807 nucleotides. Lineage: Eukaryota; Metazoa; Arthropoda; Insecta; Lepidoptera; Erebidae. The record is from the annotation of a GenBank genome assembly.